Molecule: messenger RNA, 1506 nt
Organism: Suillus plorans
Lineage: Eukaryota; Fungi; Basidiomycota; Agaricomycetes; Boletales; Suillaceae
Exons: 6
Coding region: 1-1506 (501 amino acids)
Source: RefSeq, a predicted model, not a curated record
AUGCCUCCCGUCCGUUUGUUACAGUAUAACAGUGGCUGGCAGUCUCAGCCCCACAUACUUCCUGGAUCGUUCAGAGGACCGUCCCCAGGGAACGUCAAGAAGCACUCUACCCCUACAACAAGCCUGAAAAGUCGAGCUACCGUUGUUGGGGAGCCAGCUUCAAACCUUGAAGUAUCAAAUGAACACCAGGCAAUACCAGAAUUGCUGAAGCCAAAUAACAUCGAAAAUGUGGAAUCAGGCAUUCAGGAUCCCAGGAAUGUCAAAAAGCACUUGACACCUGCAACAAGUGUUGCGAAAAGUCCAGCUAGCGCCGUUGUUUUAGAGUCAGCUUCGAGUUUGGGAGUAACAAACGAACCCCACUCAAUACUAAAGUUGCUGAAACCAGGAAAUAUCGAAGAUGUGGAAUCAAACACACAGGAUCCUGGCUUGCGCCAAUUGAUUAUCAGCAGACUUUGGAACGGUGACGAUGGGCCCGAAGUUGAGGUAUUCUCGAACGUUUCAGAAGAAGAUUAUCAAUAUGUUUUGAAUGCUAUUGGAUCUGACCACAAACUGGUUCGCAAACCGUCACACAUCCCCAGCCUUCGCCAAAUCGUCGCCACCCUGCCCUCCGCAAUACACGAGGCGAUCCUAGUGCCUUUGCGCACUGCGAUGGGGAUCGUUAUUGAUUCUUUCGUCAUUCCUGACGAUUUCGAGGUCUCUCUGCCUAUCCACAUGGGGCAUAUGCUAGACGCGCCCGCUACCGCAGAACUCCCUUCCAGUGAUCAGAAGUACCACCUUGGCAUACCAGACUUGGUAUUGAUGUUUCAGACGCGCGAUGCUGAAAUCCGUCCCUACUGGCCAUUCGAGGUGUCUGUUUCUCAGACAUCUGAAGGCGCCAUCACGCAGUUGCAAAAAUUCGCCGAUCGGAACCCGCACGUCUUAGCCGCCACCCACAUCAACAUCGUUGAAGCACGGAAACACACCUCACCCACAUAUGAAUGGGGUAUCGAGAACGAGCUCGAUCGGAGGGGCGUCCAGAUCGGAGAGUUGACACGGUCGGAAAAUGGUGGGUUCGCGUCGCAGUCUCAUACGUGGUUUCACCCUGUAACAAUCACUGUAACCACGUGGAUUCGCCCUGCUAAGAGACGAUUGAGCCUGAAAUCGCGUCAUCCUAAUUAUCAUGCGACCGCUGUACUCUACCCGGACCGAGACGAGGAGGGCCUGGAGAAAGUUCAACGGAUGUUCCAACGCACCCUUGAGAGAGUCCGUGACACAGUUUCCGAACACCUACGCACUGAGCAUGCGCAUGACGAUACGCUCCUCGACUCACUCCAGGUUGUCAAGGAAUGGUCUCCACCAAAUGAGGUAGUUAACUGGAAGAAAUGCACCACACAACUGCGGGCAGCAGUGAAGCAGACGGGGUUCGACCGAUACCGCUCAUGGCACCACACCUUUCUCAAGCGUGUAGCUGAUGAGACCGAGGAUGCUGGAGCUGGGCCGAGCAAGAAGAGAGGAAGGAUCGCAUAA